UACUUCUCUUUCUUGUCCUCUCACUGGCGUACACUCAUACAUGCCCUCUCUCUCCCCAUUGCUCGACUUUGGUGGUCAGUGAGAGAAUCAUAGAUCCAUAAAAUAUAACAACAGAAGAAGAAAAUGGGAAGAGCCCCGUGUUGCGAGAAGGUCGGAAUAAAGAGAGGGCGAUGGACGGCGGAGGAAGACCAUAUUCUCUCCAGCUAUAUUCAAUCCAACGGUGAAGGCUCUUGGAGAUCUCUCCCCAAAAAUGCUGGAUUAAAAAGGUGUGGAAAGAGCUGUAGAUUGAGAUGGAUAAAUUAUCUUAGAUCUGACCUCAAGCGUGGAAACAUAACCCGAGAAGAAGAAGAACUCGUUGUUAAUUUGCAUUCCACUUUGGGAAAUAGGUGGUCACUAAUUGCUGGUCAUCUACCAGGGCGAACAGACAACGAAAUAAAAAAUUAUUGGAACUCUCAUCUCCGCCGUAAACUCCACAACUUCAUCAUCAGAAAGCCGUCGAUCUCUCACGAUGCCCCCGCCGUAAUCAUGAACGUUCCACCGGCGUCACCGCGUCCACCAUCAAAACGCAGACCAGGGAGAACCAGCAGAUCCGCCAUGAAACCCAAAACUCGAAAGACGAAGAGAACGUCUGCACCGCCGGAGCCAGAAGCCGACGUAGCGGUUAAAGAGGUGGCGGGAGAAGAAGCAAUAAUGAUGGAGUUAAAUGGAGCAGAGGCUGAGCUAGGACCAUGUGACUACUAUGGAGCCUAUCAUGAAGGAGGAGAUUGUUGCAAUAAUAAUAAUAAUCUCAUGGGCACUAACGGCGACAAUUUAGUUUUGUCGUUCGAUGAUAACAUCAUGGAUCUUUUGUUGGACGAGGCAGAUGCAUGCAACGUGCUCACUUCAUGUGGUGGUGAUGCAGAGUUGAGUCAUUUAGGGGACUCUGAAGUAGCCAGAGGGCUCUCGGAGACUUCAAUUAACCAAGGGAAUCUCGACUGUCUUCAGCCUUGUCCAUCGGUGCAGUCGUUAAUCAACUACGAGCUUCCAGCUACCGAUGCGUCGAUGGACGAGUGUAUAGAUUGGCAUGAAGGUAAUAGGAAUAGCCUUUGCGGUGAGAAAGAGGGUUCUGAUUCAAUUGUGUCGUGGCUUUUGGACGGUGAUGAUGAUGCCACAGUAGGGAAAACUAACUGCGAAAAUUUUGGAGAACCGUUGGAUCAUGACGAGGAAAAUGCAUUGGUCGCUUGGCUUGUGUCUUGAAGAUACACUAAAAAUCUGUUAAGUUUGAGUAUUUUGUAGUAGUAAAUAUGUGUUUGUAAUAAAAGGCGGGAGUCCUUGUAAGGUUAAAAUAACUUAUCAUCAUCGUUAUAGGAAAAAAUGGAGCUGAUUAUAUUUUGGGCUUAUCGGUGAGAUAGCCAAUUUU
This is a messenger RNA of Brassica oleracea var. oleracea, 1399 nucleotides long. RefSeq names its product transcription factor MYB12-like. The record is from RefSeq and is a predicted model, not a curated record. Bases 124 to 1236 code for a protein of 370 amino acids. The transcript has 3 exons. NCBI's taxonomy places the organism in Eukaryota, Viridiplantae, Streptophyta, Magnoliopsida, Brassicales, Brassicaceae.